Molecule: messenger RNA, 1141 nt
Organism: Amphimedon queenslandica
Lineage: Eukaryota; Metazoa; Porifera; Demospongiae; Haplosclerida; Niphatidae
Exons: 6
Coding region: 439-978 (179 amino acids)
Source: RefSeq, a predicted model, not a curated record
GCUAGACAAGAAAUACAAUCAACACCUGAAUCAAUUCCUGGUUUGAUAUCUAAUCUUAUACAAGAAAGUGCUGCGCCUACUAAGAUCAAUAUCUCAUGGAAUCCUCCUACAAUACCUAAUGGUAUCGUUAGAGUAUAUGAGAUAAGAUAUAGAGAGUCUACCAGUGCUGGUCCAUACAAUAUAACUAACAAUACUAACACUCAAUGCAGUAUAGUAGAAUUGAUAUCUAAUACUAGUUAUACUAUUGGAGUGAGAGCAUAUACUAAUAUUGGACCAGGAGAAUGGACUGAUAGAGACUAUGCUACUGCUGAAAUACCUAUAGUUCAAAUCUUUUUUGUCACAAAGUUCAUUUCUACAGCAGUAUUAGUUGAAUGGGGUUCAGUUACUGGAGUGAGUCAUUAUACAGUCUAUUAUGAAUCAUCCAAUGCCUCAAGGAUCAUGAGACAAGUAGAUGCAGGAAUGAGAGUUUUCUCAGCGGAUAUUACUGAAGGCAUAAUAGGAGGAUUAGAUCCUAAUCUGAACUACUUGUUCUCUAUAUCUACAUCAAUUAAUAUUGAUGGAAUCAUUUAUGAAGGCCAGAGAAAUAAUCCUAUACCACCAGUUCCUUAUCCUAAUGGGAAUUAUGUGACAACUGCUGUGACAAGUACUGUGACAAGUACUGUGGUGAGCACUGUGACUACUGCAUUGCUGAAUAAUGGAGAAAAAAUUGGACUUAUAGUUGGUGUAUCUGUAGUAUAUAUUCCCAUUUUAAUACUGGCUAUAAGCUUACUAGUAAUUGUUUUGUACAUGAAAAAAGCUAAUAAUAUUAGACAACGAAAAUCAGAGGAUGGCAUUGUAAUGAAAUGCAGUCCAGCUUAUGCUACAACUGAAUUUAAGACAAAAUCAAAUGUUGAGCUAGUGUAUGAUGCACCUGGCUCUGAGACUCCUAACCUCCAGGCUCUUCCACCGCCUACUGAAUAUGAAGUACUAACUGUUUGAUAAUGAUUAUUUUUCUAUAAUGCACAAACUUUUAGUCAUGCAAAUAAACAUUUAUUUUGUGCAUUGUAUACAUGAAUGUUACCAGUAGAUAUACACUGUGUGCAUGUGUUAUAAUUAGAAAUGUUUGCUAAUGUUGUUUAAAGUAAUCAUGCUAAACCUUAAA